Messenger RNA from Stegostoma tigrinum, 3452 nucleotides. It is a transcript of the gene hyi, whose product is annotated as hydroxypyruvate isomerase. Gene Ontology annotation, biological process: glyoxylate metabolic process. Gene Ontology annotation, molecular function: hydroxypyruvate isomerase activity. Bases 279 to 1148 code for a protein of 289 amino acids. The record is from RefSeq and is a predicted model, not a curated record. Lineage: Eukaryota; Metazoa; Chordata; Chondrichthyes; Orectolobiformes; Stegostomatidae. The transcript has 9 exons.
UCGUAAUGUUGUGUUUGGUCUCACGCUUCCUCUCCGCUAUUGUAACUGGUAAUUCUGUCUGAACGCCGUUCUUUGAGUUGAUUUGCUACAACUUUCUCUCUCACAUGUGGGCAGCUGAUUUGCUGGCGCUUGCAGGCAUCAAAUGGGCGCCGAACGAACUGACUGUCCCUGACAUUAAGGCUGUAUUUGAGCGUGAUGUCAAGGAGUCCUAACAAACCUGGAGUCAAUGGAAAUUGGGGAAAACAUUCUCCUGGUUGGAGUCAUGCCUGUCACAAAGCAUGCCUGUUGCAGUCCCAAUGCCAUAUCCUCUGCGUUUCGCUGCUAACCUUUCCUGGCUUUUCCUGGAGUUUGAAAGCUUAUGCCAACGGGUAGAGGCAGCUGCCCAGGCAGGAUUCAAAGCAGUGGAGGUGGCAUGGCCGUACGAUACUGAAGCAACACAGUUAAAGGAAGUUUUGAAGAGGAAUGGAAUGGAGAUUGUAAUGAUUAAUACCCCUCCUGGAAACAAAGCAAAAGGAGAACUUGGACUUGGAGCACUUCCGAUGCAGCACGCCGAAUUCCGAACAGGAUUGGAAUCAGCAGUGAAGUACGCUAAGGCUGUAGGGUGCAAGCAGAUCCAUUUGAUGGCAGGACGUGUUCCAGUGGACUUAGACAGAACAUCUGUUACCAAGGAGAUGGAGACCACAUUUAUAGAAAAUCUGAAGUAUGCUGCAGACAUCCUCUCAAAGGAAGAGAUGCUAGGGUUGAUUGAACCUAUUAACUCUCGAAUCACAGAUCCCUAUUACUUCCUGAAUACUCCGCAUCAAGAGAUCGUACUGUUUGUUCCAGCUGAGAAGAUUCUGCAGCAAGUGGGUAGGCCCAAUCUGAAACUCCAGCUGAUAAUGGAUGGGAAUCUCACUCAGAACAUCUCCAACUACUUCUCCCGAAUAGGUCAUGUCCAAAUUGCACAAGCUCCUAACCGGAAUGAACCAGACAGUCCAGGAGAGAUCAACUACAGCUACAUAUUCAGCUUGCUGGAGAAGUUGGGAUAUCAAGGUUAUAUAGGCUGUGAAUACUCUCCAAAAGGCGGCACAGUUGAUGGUCUUGGAUGGUUGAGGAGCUACUGGACAAACCAGGACGCCAGAAAGCUGCCUGUUUCAGCUAAAUGUUAACAAUGGAGAUGAAGCGUCUUCUGCCAAAUCUUCCUCUUGAGUAACAGCAGUUUAGCUGCAAUGAAAUCAGAUUGUAAUUCACACUGAGUGUACAUCUGAUAACAGAAUCAUCCUUUGCCUAAUUAUUCAUAAAGUAAUUUUCGGAGCUUGAAAGUGUGGAACUAAACAUGUCAGACUCAAAUCAUGUACAAUCCAGCUCACACACUCAACCUCAGCAAGGGUUCCUCAUAAAGAUUUCUUGAUCCUGAAAGAAAUUAAAACCAAAGGCUGAACUAUUCAUUUGGCCUCUUAUCUCAUCAAGUCAGAGAGCAUAGAAAAGAUACUGAUCCAACUUGUCCAUGCUAACCAAGUUUCCCAAACAAAACUAAUCCCACUUGCCUGCAUUUGGUCCAUAUCCUUCUAAAUCUUUCCUAUUCAUGUACCUUUCCAAAUGUUGUUUAAAUGUAACUGUAUCUGCAUCUCCCACUUCCUCUGGCAGUUCAUUCCACAUACAAACCACCCUCUGUGUGAAAAAGUUGCCCAUCAGGUUCCUUUUAAAUCUUUCCCCCCUCAACCUAAUGUUACACCUUCUAGUUUUGAACUCCCCUACCCUAUUUGCUAUUUACCUUAUCUAUGCCCCUCAUGAUUUUCAUAAGGUCGCCCCUUAAUCUCCUACACUCCAAUGAAAAAAUGUCACAGCCUAUCCUUAAAACUCGAACCCUUCAGUCCUGACAACAUUCAUGUAAAUCUCUUCUGCAUCCUCUCCAAUUUAGUGAUAUCCUUCCUACAGCAGGGUGGCUAGAACCAUAUGCAGGAUUCCAAAAGUGGCUUCACCAAUGUCCUGUACAAUUGUAACAUGACAUCCCAACUCUUAUACACAGUGGUCUGAGCAAUGAAAGCAAGUGUUCCAAACACCUUCUCUACCACCCUGUAUACCUUUGACACAAUGAAACAUUUUUCAUCAUUCUUGAAACACCAUUCCCGUCCAUUCCAACAGGACAAUAAGUCUGUCACUAACAAGUUAACCAUCAUAACAAUUGGUGCUUCCCCAUUCUCUUUCGAAGGAAUUUGUAUUUUCAACCUUAGUUCUUGUUGGUAGUCUGAUUCAUAUUGCCACUACUGAAUAAUCAUCCAGACAUUCCAACUAAUACCUGUACUUACAUAGGGCCAAUUAAUUAUUAAAGCCCUGCAUGCUCCAGUUCUUUCCAACAACUUGUUUCUUUCAGCACAAUUGACAUGUUGCAACAUUUUAAAGAUGUUAAAUCAUUCCUGCUCCCUGUCUUCCUUUCUUCCUCUCACAGAGAAAAGUUCUAUACAUCUCUCCACAUAAUUUAGAACACCUCAAUCCCAAAAUCAGUCCAGUAGUGUUCUCUGACACCUCUUUAAUGUAACCACAAAGCUUUGGAAAGUAUGGCCAAAGCAAGGUCUUAUCAAAGAGAGUGGCUGGUGCAAGUUAAAAAUAACUUCUCUUAACUCUCGCCAAACAGGAGCCAAGAUUUAAUUAGUUUCGUCCCUAGGGCAAUUAGGAAUGAACAAUAAAUGCUGGUCUUACUAAUGGCAGUCAUAUCUUAACAACUUCAUAGUGAGAAAACAAUGGUAAGUAAACAUACCUAGAUUCAUUUCCUACCCAACCUUUAUUGCAAGACAAAAAUUGUUUCCCUCAGGUAGCUCGAAGACAGUUUGAUCUUGCUGUCUCUGUUCAGGGUUCAUACUGCAAAAAUAGCAUUUCUUUAUUAUCUAUACCUUUGCUGUUUCUUUCACAAUAACGUAUCACUGUGCUAAAAUCCAUCUACACAUUGUGGACUUAGUAUGUUUAAUUGGCCUGGGCCUCUGAAUGUUGUUUAUCUAUCUUAGGUUUAUUAUCUAUCCACUUAGCUUGAAAUCAUCAUCACAUUUGACGUAAGUAUAUUCCUCUAGGUUAUUUAUGAAUCCUGUGAACAGUGGGAAGCUGACACAGAUCUGUGUGUCACGCUGUUGCUCACUGUCAUUGAGGCAGUGAUUUCUAUUUUUUUUAUCACAGCCUAUGCCUUCUUGUUGCCAAGUCACUUUUCAAUCCAGCUGGCUUAACUGUCACCAGUUCUAUGAGCCUCAUUAUAAAAUGAACACAAUGACAGCCUGGUCCAAGUUUUUAAUCAUUUGUCUCAGGGAAUAUUUCUGUUUACUGAAUGGAAUAAUUUAAAAUAUUUUCUCUUUGUUUUGCAGCAUGUUCAUUGUGCUAUUUACAUAUCAAGUUAUAACUAGAGUGAUUUCCUUUGAGAAAAUGUACUCCAGAUAGCUAUCAUUAUCCAUGUUUUAAAGGAUUCUCAAAUUAUUUUUAAAAUGUAC